AUGUCAGGUAAAAACUCUAUACUCGCUAUAUUUGACGACCACUCGAAAGUGCUUAUCGUCGACGUAUCAAACCAAAAAUGUGCGCAUUUUUUGUACAUUAAUAUUCCGACGUUCAUGGAAUAUAAACAAAGAGUUCCAUUAAAAACGAAGAUCUCAAACUGCUUUUUGAUCUUCCGGUGGGCUUUAAAUAGGUCACGCCAAACGACUUGGAAAUGCACCAAUUCAGGAUGUCUUCUCCAUAAGUUGCUCGAUCGGAACGGAUGUUCUAAACUGGCUUCUAAGAUUUGGGAUCAAUUAAAUGAAGAAACCAAAAAACCGUUCAAAGAUUUAUAUAACACAUUAAAAAACCACCUCGAAAAUCAACGAAUCUUAAUCGAGAGUUCUCCAAAUGGUCUUAGCGCAGUAGAUCGAAGUGCACUCCCAUUCCAGCAAUUACCGUUACCAAUGGAUAUCGAUAUCGAUAUCGAUAUAAUUUGGCAAAACUUACCAAUGUUGAUCGACAAUUAUAAUUUCUUGGAUACCGAUAUCGAUAUGGUUUUUUUCGAUGAAAACUAG
Messenger RNA from Ambispora gerdemannii, 555 nucleotides. Lineage: Eukaryota; Fungi; Glomeromycota; Glomeromycetes; Archaeosporales; Ambisporaceae. The record is from the annotation of a GenBank genome assembly.